Candoia aspera is the source of this 2873-nucleotide messenger RNA. It is a transcript of the gene SLAIN1, whose product is annotated as SLAIN motif family member 1. Bases 40 to 1680 code for a protein of 546 amino acids. NCBI's taxonomy places the organism in Eukaryota, Metazoa, Chordata, Lepidosauria, Squamata, Candoiidae. The record is from RefSeq and is a predicted model, not a curated record. Gene Ontology annotation, cellular component: microtubule plus-end. Gene Ontology annotation, biological process: microtubule nucleation; positive regulation of microtubule polymerization; cytoplasmic microtubule organization. The transcript is spliced from 7 exons.
GGGGAGGCUCUUGCGCUCCACUCCCAGGCGCCUCCGGGCAUGGAGGCCGCUUUGGUAAAGCCUUUGGUCGCGGAGGUGAAGCCAGGCGCCGUGAGCGCCGAGCUGGAGGUAAAGAAGCUGCAGGAGCUGGUGCGCAAGCUGGAGAAACAAAACGAGCAGCUACGCAAUAGGGCCGCCGCUGCCACCUCCCCUUCUUCAGCGCUUGGCCCGAGCAGCCCUCUGCAGCCGCGGCUGGUAUCCGCCGCCGCCGCCGCCGCACAAGUCCCCCGCAGCAGCUCCCCGCCGGCCGGCGUGUCGAGCCCAGCGCCAGGUCUCGUGUCCCAUGCCGAGCCCUUCGUCUACUUCAAGUCAUCCCCAACCGGGGGACCCCACGAGGCCCUCGCCGCCCCUUCCGCCCUUAUGCCCCCGGCCAGCCUUUUGGAUGAGGUGGAAAUACUGGAUCUUCAGGGACUUAGCUGCUAUGGCCGGGAAGAGAAGGAAGAAGAGCACCAGCCGUUCGAGAAGGAGGAAACCUGGUUAUAUGCUGCACCUGCUAAGGGUAUCAUGCCCCAAGAAAAGUCACUGAGUCCUCUGCAGUGGUGUCGACAUGUUCUUGAUAAUCCAAGCCCUGAGAUGGAAGCUGCAAAACGUUCUUUGUGCUUCAGGCUGGAACAAGACUGCAUUUCUAGAAGCUCCCCUCUAAGUCCCCAGUCAUCUCUAGACAGUGAAUUGAGCACCUCAGAAUUAGAAGAUGAUUCCAUUUCCAUGGGAUAUAAAUUACAAGAUCUCACAGAUGUCCAAAUCAUGGCUCGGCUGCAAGAAGAGAGCCUGAGGCAGGACUAUGCUUCAACUUCAGCAUCAGUGUCAAGAAACAGUUCCAGUGUGUCUCUUCCUUUGGUCAAAAAAGGGACCAGCAGUGAUCAGGAAUUUGAUCGUUAUAGCUUUGAAGAUGAGGAAGAAGAAUUUGACCACUUGCCCCCUCCACAGCCUCGGCUCACACGUUGCUCUCCUUUCCAAAAAGGAAUUCCCCAUUCACAAACUUUCUCCAGUAUACGGGAUUGUAAAAGGAGCCCAAUUUCCCCAUAUUUUCCUUCCAAUAAUAAUCAACAGCAGCCAUUUUACUCUCCUCAAGCCCCGAAUCUUCUGGAGUCUCAGUCAACCAAAAUUAAUGGAUACAAACUCCGAAGAAGCAUGCCUAAUUUAGCUCGAAUGCCAAGUACCCUUACUGUCAAUACCAAUGGCAGCCCCGCAGUUUCUGUGAGGAACAGUCUAAGUUUUGAUUCUAACUUGCAUGGAGCCAGUAAUGGGAUAUCCAGAAUACAGUCUUGCAUUCCUUCACCAGGGCAACUUCAACACAGAGUCCACAGUGUGGGACACUUUCCAGUAUCUGUCCGGCAGCCUCUCAAAGCUAUGGCCUAUGUGAGCCCAACAGUUCAAGGAAGCAACAGUGGCAGUGGCCUUGCAUUGUUCAGCAGCAGCUUGCAGAUGCACUCCAGCACAGGCAUUCCAGUGCCAAACAAGACUGCAAACACAAGCACUGUAACACGUAGUAGUCUUCCUAGGCCUUCCCUGGCCAUAGGUGGAAGCAGUAUACCUAGGAGCAAAAUUGCACAGCCAAUUCGAAGUUUUCUUCAGCCACCAAAACCUCUUUCUUCAUUUACUACUCUACGGGAUGGCAGCUGGAGAGAUGGCUGUUAUUGAUGUCAAGUCAAUCUGAAUCACAUUCAAGAAAUAGCUCAGAUCUCCUACCCAGCUGGCUGGGUAAAUAUGACUUUAGGAGUGCUACAACAUAGUGCUCUUCGUUGUUACUCUGUCCUUAUCAUUGUCACUAAAUAUAUUGCACUUAGUUGUCUGCUUAAGCAAAAAGCAGUAUUACCAAGUUAAUGUUGCAGUUUUCUUAUUUAAAGUUUUAAAAUACAUGCACAAAGUACCUGAAGUGUCCCUCUUGGGGAGUCAAAAUGUGACUUCUGAAUGUUUGGUCAGAAUGAAGUGUUUAGUGUUUUUUUUUUUUAAAUUAGUGUUCCUUGUUUAUUUGCUUUCCUCUCUCUUUAGAAAGGCAUUUUUGACCCUCACAGAUUUACAAAUUAUUAUCUACUUCAUAUUUUUCUUUUGUAGCCUUCCCAAGAAAGCAUAUUUUUUGCACUUAACAUGUUUUUGCAUUUGCUUGAAACAAAGUGUUGAAGAACUUUCUAUGUGCACACCAUUUUUUUCUUUUAAUGAUCAGUUCUUGGUCAGAAUGUAUGUUAAGCAUAUACUCAUAUCCAGUUAGGUCUGUCUGUGCACAGAAAAGGCCAACUUCAUGCAAGUCUCUGCUGAGUUGCUCAAAUAAUUGAUGAAAAUUCUUCAAUGUGAAACAGUAAUUUAAAUGAUACUGUCCAUCUUGCAGGGGGUGGGUGCAGGAACAGUGGGGGAGAAGGAACAGAAAGCAGAGAUUGGAUUUAGAUAAAGACUGAAUGGAAGUAUGACAGUCAAUACAACAUUGUGAAUUUAUGAUAUAACAGUAUGCACUAAACAAGCUUUUAGUUGAAAUUGCCAUAUCUUUGGGUAGUCAUGAGUUUGUUCCCUCAUCUCCUUGUUAAUUUAUUACCACACUGUUCUAUUUAUAAGAAGUGUGUAAAUUGCAUUGCACUUAAAAGUUGCAACGAUCUCUGAAAUAGUCAGAUUUCAAUACUUUAUUACAAAGAAUACACUUGUAGUGUUUUAUUAACAAUUGUAUAUGAUGAAAAUGAAUUCGUUUUCAUGGAAAUACUACAUUUUUGAUAAAACUUUCACAAAACAUUGAAUUGCACUAAUAAAUGCUUUCUUACUACAGAGGAUGGUUUGAAUACUUGACUACAACUUGCAUUCUGCUGAUCUAGAAAGAUUCAGAAAUAAAGAAAUCUAUUUCAGCAAUA